This is a messenger RNA of Carassius carassius (crucian carp), 396 nucleotides long. Its product is annotated as hemoglobin subunit alpha-like. Gene Ontology annotation, cellular component: haptoglobin-hemoglobin complex; blood microparticle; hemoglobin complex. The annotation marks the transcript as partial. The transcript has 3 exons. Gene Ontology annotation, molecular function: peroxidase activity; oxygen binding; oxygen carrier activity. The record is from RefSeq and is a predicted model, not a curated record. Gene Ontology annotation, biological process: oxygen transport; hydrogen peroxide catabolic process. Lineage: Eukaryota; Metazoa; Chordata; Actinopteri; Cypriniformes; Cyprinidae.
UGCACGUCCUUCUGGGGUAAAAUCUCUAGUCAGGCUGAUGCUCUAGGUCAAGAAGCUCUGGAAAGAAUGCUUGCUGUCCCUCAGACUAAAAUAUAUUUUCCACAGUGGUCUGAUUAUUCUCUUGGUUCUGCAGAAGUGAAGGAACACGGGAAAAAUGUGAUGGGAGCCAUCACUGAUGCUGUGGGCAAAAUGGAUGAUCUUAUCAGUGGACUGAGCUCCUUGAGUGAUCUCCAUGCCAAGGUUCACCUAGAUCCUUUAAACUUCAAGAUUCUGUCCCAUAACAUCCUCGUGACUCUUGCAGUUAAUUUCCCCGCAGACUUCACUGCAGAAGUGCACAUGGCCGUGGACAAGUUCCUUGCAGCACUGUCUGCAGCCCUCGCUGAUAAAUACAGAUAA